AUGGGUACUAAAGUAUCGCGUAACGAUUUUGAAUGGGUUUACACCGACCAACCGCACGGAGAUCGAAGAAGAGCAAUGCUUAAGAAGUAUCCUCAAAUCAAGAAGCUAUUCUGUAUCGACGCACACUUCAAAUACGUGGUGGCAGCCAUGGUAGCCGCGCAAGUUAUAGCGUGUUACUUUGUGAAGGACAUGAGCUGGCCAUGGAUAUUGGCCCUUGCUUAUUUCUUUGGUGGUACCAUUAAUCAUUCACUUACACUUGCUAUCCAUGAUAUAUCCCAUAACACUGCAUAUGGCUACCAGCAUGCCAAGUGGAAUAGAUAUUUCGGCAUGUUUGCCAAUUUACCAAUUGGUGUGCCUAUGUCAAUCAGUUUUAAAAAAUAUCACAUUGAUCAUCAUAGAUAUCUAGGUGGAGAUGUACUGGAUGUUGAUCUGCCGACACCAAUAGAAGGAUAUUUAUUCCGGAACAGUUUUUUGAAACUAAUUUGGUUAAUUUUGAACCCACUUUUCUACGUACUGAGACCAUUAGCUGUAAAUCCCAAACCACUGACAGUACUGGAGCUUCACAAUGCUGUUAUUCAAGUUAUAUUCGAUGGACUCAUAAUGUACUUCUUUGGGUAUAAAGCUGUACUUUAUCUGGUAGUUGGCACUUUGAUUUCAAUGGGAAUCCACCCUAUUACCGGGCACUUUAUUUCAGAGCAUUACAUGUACACAAAAGGCCAUGAAACUUAUUCUUAUUAUGGAAUUUUGAAUCUUAUAACAUUUAAUGUAGGAUAUCAUAUGGAGCAUCAUGAUUUUCCUGCCAUUCCCAGUUCAAAGUUGCCGCUGAUGAAAAAAAUUGCUCCCGAUUUUUACGAUGACUUGCCAAGCUAUACUUCAUGGUGCAAGGUGCUGUGGGACUUUGUUUUUGAUCCAGCUAUUGGACCCUUUGCCAGGGUAAGAAGAGAAAUUGAGUUAGAGCAAUCGAAGAUGCAACUGUCAAAUGGUAAUAGGCAUGCAAAUGGAGUUAUAGGCUCAGAAGUAACCAAGACACACCUAUCAAAUGGAAAUGGUCAUUCAAAUGGUGUUUUAAGCAAUGGAAAAAUGUUGAAUGGUUACCACCAGAAUGGUGUUCUAUCAAAUGGUGAUUCAGCCGAAUAA
Molecule: messenger RNA, 1137 nt
Organism: Ciona intestinalis (vase tunicate)
Lineage: Eukaryota; Metazoa; Chordata; Ascidiacea; Phlebobranchia; Cionidae
Product: sphingolipid delta(4)-desaturase DES1
Biological process (GO): ceramide biosynthetic process
Cellular component (GO): membrane
Molecular function (GO): sphingolipid delta-4 desaturase activity
Source: RefSeq, a predicted model, not a curated record